Pseudocercospora fijiensis CIRAD86 is the source of this 1245-nucleotide messenger RNA. RefSeq lists its product as uncharacterized. The transcript has 2 exons. The coding region runs from base 1 to 1020 and encodes 339 amino acids. The record is from RefSeq and is a predicted model, not a curated record. Lineage: Eukaryota; Fungi; Ascomycota; Dothideomycetes; Mycosphaerellales; Mycosphaerellaceae.
AUGGCCAUCUCAGACAGCAUUCCUGAUGUCACGGUCACCAUCCAAGUUGGCGACGAAGCGUUACAGGAGUAUAUCGGCAACGAAGACGAUGGACUGCAGAGCACGGUGACGCGCUACAUCCAAGUCGCACCAAACAUGAAUUUCGAAAUUCAUGCCGACCUUCAUGCCAUUCCAUCCAAUUUAUACCGCGAGGACGACCCACCCAAAGAAGACGAGAUACGUUUGAGACCACAAUUCGGUCUUGCGUGGUGCAUCUUUGUAGAUGGCAAAGAGCUUGAUUCAGUCCUUGUGUACGAUAGAAUGGCGAAGGCGUACUACUCAGCCGAAGACACGUGCCUCAGUCGAGGGGUUCGGUCUAGGGGCAAUGAGGUGCGACCAUAUCAAUUUUCGGCGAUCGAGGAAGGUGGAUCAAAGAACGACAAAUUGAGUGAGGAGAAGCUGGAGCAACUGGGCUCCAUUCGGAUCAUCGUGCAUCAUGUGCAGAUUCUCAAUCUGGUAAGACAGAAGAUCGUUCACGAAGACGACGUUAGCACUCUUGACGAGGCUUCUGUCAAAGGCAAGGAUAUUGUAACCAGCGUCAGCCUUGGCGAAGCUGCUCGGGCAAGUGCAUCUGUUUACAUUGAGGCGAUCCCUAUCGAUCCCGAUAAUCCCGUCGCGACUUAUGAAUUUCUAUAUCGCUCGCGAGCCGAACUUCAGAAUCUCAGCAUCAUUCCGAGAGACCCGCAACCAGAGCGACAGCCAGACGCUGAAGAUGAAGACGAAGAUCGCGAUCUGGAGACGAUGACUCAAGAAGAGCAAUUGGCCGAGUUGAAACGCUUGAGAGCGGCUGCAAGGGAGCGAGGGGCGGAAACGAUCAGGAUCAAGGAAGAGAUUCGUGAAAAUGCUUCUCGUGCUGGGGGCCAUCGUCGAAAGACUCCAACUACUGUCAUCGUGCUUGGUGACGAUGGCGAGAUCCAGCAAGAGUACCAGAGGCCAGCAAAGUCCCAGAAUCCGGCUCGCCCAACUAUGGUCCUGGACUAAACUGCCUUCAAUUUGCUUCCGUGGCCAAUGCAAGCACAAGCACCACGCGACUCAGUUCUCUUUGCAGAUUCCAGAACAGCAUCGAAGUCGGAGAGCGAGCUCCAGCAAAAAGAGCUGCGUUCGCGAAUGCUCUUAAGGCUAGACGGCAGCCUCGAUGCUUUCCUGGCGUGCUAUUUUUUAUUUGAUCUGAGCUUCUUCAUACCACAUUCAUCAACUAUAAACCUG